GUCACGCGGCGCUUGCGCUCUUCACUCCCCAGAGCAGCAAGUAAACAGAGACGUCAGCGAGAAGUUUUGUGGCGUCCAAAACAAAAGGAAAAGUGUCAUUUAGCGUACCGGACCGGUACCGGGACUCGUAUAUGAGAUAAAACCCAAAUUAGCAACAGGUAUGAGGUUUCCUUCAUAGACAGCAGCGGGUGCAAAUCUAUCCCAGCAGCACCUCUGCGGGUGCAAAUACACUACCGGGAAGAAAGCGGACUGACGUCACCCAGAAGGAAAACAGGGAACCCCGGGCAGGCACCAGCAGUCCCAGCCAUGGAAGGAACUGAACCUGUCCCCGUGGAAAUUGAUCCCGAUUUCCAGCCUCAAGCUCGGCCCAGAUCUUGCACGUGGCCCCUUCCCAGACCUGAACUCUCUGUUGUCCCUCCUACAGUUUCCAGCGAGGAAAGUAGAACAGACACUCCAGAUGUUCCCCCCUUGCUGCCCACAGAAGGGGAAGACGGCUCCUUAGCGGAUGGGCCUGUUGGAGUUGGAGGAGGUGGUGGUGGGGUAACGCCAAGGAAAGGGGGAUCAAGGAGAAAUGCUUGGGGGAACCAGUCUUAUGCAGAACUGAUCAGCCAAGCGAUAGAGAGCUCCCCUGAAAAGCGGCUCACCCUGUCUCAGAUUUAUGACUGGAUGGUCAAAUCUAUCCCCUACUUCAAAGACAAGGGCGACAGUAACAGCUCUGCUGGCUGGAAGAAUUCUAUCCGUCACAAUCUGUCACUGCACAGUAAGUUUAUUAAAGUUCACAAUGAAGCCACCGGAAAGAGUUCCUGGUGGAUGUUGAACCCAGAGGGAGGAAAGAGUGGAAAAGCUCCCCGUCGAAGAGCAGCCUCCAUGGACAAUAGUAGCAAAUUAGCCAAAGUGAGGAGCAAGGUAGCCAAGAAGAAAGCAGCAGGUCCAGGGGAACCUUCUGUUGGCAGCCCUGGUUCACAGCCACCGAAGUGGCCUGGAAGUCCCUCCUCACAAAGUGCUGAGGAAUCUGAUGUAUGGACUAGCUUCCGACCCCGUACAGGAUCCAAUGCCAGUAAUCUCAGUCUUCGGCUGUCCCCCAUUUUGCCUGAACAGGAAGAUCUAGUAGAUGAAGAGCUCCAUUCUAUCUCUUUUUCAAACAGUGUCCCCCCUACUGUUACUGAAGAGUUGGAGCUGAUUGAUGGUCUUACUAUGUUGUCAUCUGGUCCCCCUGCAUCCCAACCUCUUUUGCAAGGAGCCUCCAGUUUUUCCAUGCGUUCUUCCCAGACUAUCAACUAUGGUAACUCCCUCUUCAGCCCCUUGGAUGUGCAGGGAUCUUCAUUUCCAAGGCCUCAAACUCUUGAAGCCCUGCUGACCUCAGACUCUCCUCCACCAAGCAAUGUCUUAAUGACUCAAGUCGACCCAGUAUUACCACAAAGUGGUGGACAAAGUCUCUCUCUACUUAUGGGUGGACAGAAUAAAGGAAGGACACCAGAUAAGCCUACUGUUUCACUGAAUACUGUUGUAACCUCCAACAAACUUAGUAUGCUAGGACUUCCUGCAGCCCCGUCUGUACCAGCUUCUAAGUCAAGCCCACUUGGUGGAACCCCAGACAGGCUUCCAAUAGACUUAGACAUGGACAUGAUCCUUGAGAACCUUGAGUGUGACAUGGAAUACAUCAUCAACAAUGAGCUGAUGGACGAGGGCGGCCUUGAUUUCAUCUUUGAACCUUCACUUCCUGGCACCAACCAGAGUAACAACCACAGCUGGGUCCCCAAUUUCUUGGGAAAACCUUGAGAUUUAUUUCUGGCCUCCUCUGAAUGUGAUGACUUCUUCAACACAGAACCAUACACUGCAUCAUGCUCUGCAUAGUCUCCAGGAUACAGUACAGCACAGUGUUACUUCAUCUGACUCACUAAACCAUGUUUUGCUUCCCAUCUUAAAAGGCUUACCUUUCUUCAUGGGAUGCAGCUUCAGAGUACAACACAAUGAAAUAGCAUUGUUAUGGCAGUAAAAUAGGAGUGGUUCCUUUACUCUGAAUAAACACAUUCUGGUCAUAUGGCAUCCAGUCUAAAGGGCAGUAUCUGGUGUUUGGAACUUUAUUUACACAAGCAAACCGCAAUGAAAUGAAUUUGGUAACGGAUCUUUUUCCAGAUUGGAACACUGUGUUCUGAACCAUCAAGAGUGUGUAAGCAGAUCAUAAUAUCCCCAUGGAAUAACAAAACUGCUGCACUCCGUAUGGAGGUUUCACCAGCAUCAGAAGAUGAAUCUCUUGGCCUGUACCAGGUCCUGGCACUUGACCCGUUUUCUUAUGAACAUAACACUUUUUUUUGAAGUUUUGUAAUGAGCUAUGUACAGAAAGGUGCGGUCACCAAUCCACACCUCUCCAAGCCUGAGAACAUAUUAUUAUUACGUGAGAUACAUUUUAGGAACAUAGAACUCAUUUUGAUAGUUCUCAGAAGAGGGUACUUUCUAAUAUUCUAAAACACUAAGGAUAUGACUUUGUGAGGGUGAGGAAGUGCAUAGCCCACUUCAUUAGGAACAGCGAAUUAAUCAGAGAUAUACCCGGUGCUUUGUACUGUGUAGCUUUACCUUAAACCUUAGAAACAUCUACAGUAUGUGAUGCACACAGCUGUAAAUUGGGUUGUUAAGCUUAAAGGACCAGUAACACCAAAAUAAUGAAUGUUCUAUAUUAAACAAGAUCUUUAAGUCCAAUAAAUGUAAGAAUAUUUUGAUAACCAUGAAUGUUUGUGCUCUCGUGUCUGAAGAAAUGUUGCAUUCACUACCCCAACUAAUUUGGCGUAGGCUUCAUUGUAAAGCAUUGGGUAAUACACAUUCAUGAUUUGGCCAAAGAGUCCUACAGCAUUAAAUAAAGGUAUUUUAAAUAAUAUAUCAUGCAUUCUGGAAAUGAUGGAGCCUUUGUGAAUUUUUUUUUAUAAAAACAUAAAGGGCAUUUUAAUUAUUUUGUUGUUACUGGCUGUUUAAGCGGUUCUUAAUUGUUUGUUUUUCUGAAUUUUACAUUAUAUUAUAUAACAUAGAAUUUUUAAAUGUUGAAACGUUACUUUUCCCCCAUAAGUAGCUUCUAUUUAUAGGUUCUUGUAAGAUGGGAGUCUUUUAUACAGCAGCUCCAUGCAUAAAUUGUGGUGUACGCUUGUGAGAUUUUCAAUAUGCCUAUUAUACGAAAGUUAAAAUGGUGCAGAAGUUCAAGUGAAAUAUGUACCCUAUAUAGGUACACACAAAUUGUCUUCCAUUUAUUUUACUAGUAAAAUAGUGAAGUAUGAGGAACAAGCUUAUUGUAUGAGCUAAUGCUAUUUCUCUGAGUUGCCAAUUUUUUUCAGAGACCUUCUCUAUAGAUAAACAAAGAAAACACCACCUCAUUAGUAGGCUUGGGCGAAUUUGAUCCCUACUCAUUAGUACUCGGUUCAACACUGGUUUAUAGCUGUCUAUGGAAACCACUCCUUCUCAUAUAUGGAAAUGCAGAUAUGCAGAGGGAAUGUUUUCUGCAGUGCUCUCAUACUUCACUAGGAAAUAAAGGAAACCUGGAUGUUUGCCCACAAGCAAGCCUAAAUAAGCUUUCAACUCCUAUGUAACAAAGUAAUUGUCAAAAUCAUAUGAACAGGUUCAUAAUCUAAGACCAUAGUCACUUAUAGAGUGUUUAGGUUCAUUAAUGUAUAUACUAUAUGCAUUUUUUAUUUUGUGCUGCUGUAUGAAAGACCAAUAAUCAGACUGGUAAAAAUAUAUUUUCUAUUUUA
Molecule: messenger RNA, 3734 nt
Organism: Xenopus laevis (African clawed frog)
Lineage: Eukaryota; Metazoa; Chordata; Amphibia; Anura; Pipidae
Gene: foxo4.L
Product: forkhead box O4 L homeolog
Exons: 3
Coding region: 307-1779 (490 amino acids)
Biological process (GO): regulation of DNA-templated transcription; regulation of transcription by RNA polymerase II
Cellular component (GO): cytoplasm; nucleus
Molecular function (GO): DNA-binding transcription factor activity, RNA polymerase II-specific; RNA polymerase II cis-regulatory region sequence-specific DNA binding; sequence-specific DNA binding
Source: RefSeq, a predicted model, not a curated record